UUGGUUGUCGACAGGUUGUUUAUUUAUUUAUGAUACCAAGCGACUUUGUAUUUCUUCUAUUGUACCCCAUAUUGUAUCCUAAAAUUUAAACAGUUCAAGAAGUAAAACAACUUCUUGCUAAAACAAGCAUCGCAGUCCUAUUAGUCAAUCCAUGAUGUUAGACGAACUAGCCAUCGAUUAUUCCGAGUACUUAAAGGUCAACAAUGAAAAUGAGGUUAGCGCUCUAAAAGAUGUAGUUGAAGACAUGCUCACCAGAUUGGAAGAGUUUCAGACAUUUAUGGAAAUGGUCCGUGCCCUACGAAUGGAAAGUACUAUGAUGCAUUAUGAUUCAAUAAAAGCAAUGAAGUCCAAGGUUACUGAACUCACAAACUCUGUAAACAAAUUAGAAAAGCUGGUUAAUAAAGUUGGUGAAGAUGUAGAAUUGGUUGAUCAACAACUAACUGAAGCUGAGGCUUGUAUGCCUAUUAAUAAGGAUGGUCCACUAAAUACAAUUCUGAAACCUUUUUUUAAAAAACAAGAAGACCAUUCUUCUAAACCAUUGCCUGUCUAUGAACCACCAGUAAUUUUUAAGUCUGACGAUUACUUUCUCGCAACAGAAGCAGAAGAUGCACUUAAAAUAAUUGAAAAUGAUACUACCACCGAUAAUUAACUGAAAAAAAUUAAUACUUCUUUUUAUUUUUAAAAUCAUGUAUGAGUUUAAGCUAGUAGCACAUCUUACAGUUUUACAUAUUAUAUUUACAUGUUGUAAAUUAUUGUUUGUUUUUUGAAUUAUAUACUUAUUAUUUUCAUAAGAAUUAUGUACACUGCAAAUAUCAAUUGUUAAUAAAGCCAGUUAAAAUAAUCA
Messenger RNA from Aphis gossypii (cotton aphid), 844 nucleotides. It is a transcript of the gene Blos4, whose product is annotated as biogenesis of lysosome-related organelles complex 1 subunit 4. The record is from RefSeq and is a predicted model, not a curated record. The transcript is spliced from 4 exons. Gene Ontology annotation, cellular component: BLOC-1 complex. Bases 152 to 649 code for a protein of 165 amino acids. NCBI's taxonomy places the organism in Eukaryota, Metazoa, Arthropoda, Insecta, Hemiptera, Aphididae.